AUGGUAAAGCGGGAGACCACGUAUCGUGUGCCCGAGUUUUAUUCGUGGAGGCGGCGGUUGGACUCGCAGGCCGACUACAUUUUACAGCAGUUGGGAUUACGAUUAGGGAUGUGGUACUGGAAAGAUGAAACCAGAACUCUUGAAUUCAGAAGAUAUGUCACAGAAGGUUCAGUCGAGUAGCUCCUGAAACAUCAUACUUAUUUUACACCUGCAGUAGAACUCAGAGAAAGAGGAAAGAAAGGCAAAGCAGUUCACUUUGCUGAAAUUGAUGGUCCAGCUUCAGACAGGUUGACAGAUAAAAAGUUUGCUUUAAGAGACGACAAGUCACCCAAAGGCUUAGAGAAACGAAGUCAGCAGGGCAAUGUUACACUCCACGAUGCUAAAUUUGUCGCUUUGCUUUUGCUACAAGAUACUGAGAUGCAGCAUAUCUGUUCUUUUACAACAUUUCUGAGGAAUAAGAAUCUUGACAAUUUCCUCAUGGCAUUGUUGUACUAUUUGUAUUAUUACUUGGAAAAAAUCUCACAGGAAAAGAAACCCAAAAGUUGUGUGGUGGGCCUUGUAGAGAAAAAAGAGAUGGAAUUGGUUAUCAGUAAGUUAGAAGCAGCACAGAAAUACUUGGCACAGAAGUACUGUGUCCUUGUCCUGGGCUCGGGAAUGCCUGAUAAGCAUCACAUGUGCUGCGGAAAGGGGAAAAUAUCAGAUACACAAAAAGACUGGAAAUUCUUUGAGUCCUUUUAUACUUUCUGUACGUAUGUAGCCUGGAUUGUCUUCCGACAUCAACACUUCACAGAGAUUGAGGAAGAAAUAGGAAGGCUCUUUCGUUCCGACAUGUUCAACAUUCCUCGAAGGAAGCGCGAGGAUGAAGAGUCAGGAGGGGAAAAGAAACGCAUGACUUUUGUACAAUUCAGGAGAAUGAUGGCAAAGCGCCCAGCGAUGAAAAAAGCCAUUAACAUGCGCUCUCCAGUCAUAUCUACUCUGCUGCCCUCUCUCAGAGAAAAAGCUCAGAAUAUCUCUGAGAAAAAGUACCGUCAAGUAGGCAUGAAAUUCCCAGUCCGGAUGCAAGAGCACAAGGAAAAUCUGGACUCUGUGCACAUGCCAAUAGUUGGCAUCCUGGGGGAGCCUCGAUGUCAGUUCAACCCCCAUACCCUUAUCCCCCUCGAUACAGAGGAAAGCAUGAAGUCUGGGAGACAGUCUUCCAUGAUAGAAAGAAAUAACAUGAGGAUUCAGGAUACACUGGACUUAGUCAUGAGAACGCUGUCCUCUCAAACAUUCCCUAAAUAA
Molecule: messenger RNA, 1281 nt
Organism: Lipotes vexillifer (Yangtze River dolphin)
Lineage: Eukaryota; Metazoa; Chordata; Mammalia; Artiodactyla; Lipotidae
Gene: PPP1R36
Product: protein phosphatase 1 regulatory subunit 36
Exons: 13
Biological process (GO): negative regulation of phosphatase activity
Molecular function (GO): phosphatase binding
Source: RefSeq, a predicted model, not a curated record